AUGAAGGGAUCUCUAUUUAUUUUUUAUAUAUUGUCCAUUGUUUUUUGUGCAAUAUUAGGAAUUGAUUAUGGACAACAAUUCACCAAAGCAGUACUACUCGCACCAGGUGUACCGUUUGAAAUUGUAUUAACUGAUGAAGGGAAGAGAAAGGACUUAUCAGGUUUAUGCAUUAGAAAAGUAUCGAAUAAUGACUUGGAAAGAGUAUACGGAUCUCAAAUGGGUUCCUUAGUAACCAGAUUCCCACACAAUUGUAUUUUGGAUUUGAAGCAAUUAUUAGGAAAAAGCAUAGAUGAUCCUUCAGUGAAUCAAUAUUUGAAAAAUCAUUUUGUUAAAUUAGUUGCAGAUGAAGCAAGAAACGGAAUAAAAUUUGAUUUAGGAUUUAAUAAUUCGACUUUAGAGUUUUCAGUCGAAGAGAUUUUGGCUAUGAAUUUGAAUGAAAUCAAAUCCCGUGCGUUGAAUGAUUUGGAAGCAAAUCCACAUGCGGCUGCAUUAGUUGAGGAUGUGGCAGUAUCGAUUCCUCCUUUUGCGUCCCAAGCUGUCAGACAAGCUUAUUUGGACUCCUUGGCGUUGGCCAACUUUUCCAAUGUUUUGGGAUUAGUCGAAGAAGGUACUUCUGUUGCCUUGAAUUACAUCACCAACAAGAAAUUGGAUAAAGAUCUGUACGACAAUGUUAAACACUAUUAUUUGAUCUAUGAUGUUGGUGCAGGAUAUACCACGACUACAUUGUUUUCGUUUACUCCAAAAUCCAUUGGGCAAUCUGUAUUGGAAAUUGAAAGUAUUGGCUAUGACGAAAUGCUUGGAGGUAAAACAUUGACCAAUAGUGCUUACUCAUUAGUGUUGGAAAAGUUCUUGAAUCAAUUUAAUUUAGAAGAAUCCGAUUUAACUGACAAAAUUGCUGCAAGAUUACAAGAUACUGCCGAAAAAGCCAAGAUAAUUUUAUCUGCCAAUAGCGAUUUUCAAACAACUUUAGAGUCUGUUUAUAAUGAGAAAGAUUUCAAAUUGUCCAUUACGAGACAAGAAUUUGAAGAUAUCAAUGCCGACAUAAUGAAUCACAUUGCAGACCCGGUGUUGAAAACCGUCUUGGAAGCUGGGUUGAAGGUGGACGAUAUUGAAUACGUUAUUUUGAAUGGUGGAUCUACCAGGGUUCCUUUCAUCCAAAAACAUAUUGCCACUUUAGUUGGUGAGAAUAAAAUCUCGAAAUCAGUGAAUACGGAUGAAAGUUCUGCCUUAGGGACCACAGCAAAAGCAUUGAGAUUAAAGGCUGGCGUCAGCAGCGGUAAAGACAUGAUUUUAUUGGAAAAAAGUUUUUCAAAUUUUGAAGUUGGCUUAAAUGAUCAAGAAGAAACUAAAGUCGUGUUUGCAAAAGGUGCAACUAUAGGAAAUACCACCAGAGUUCAUUUAGGGAAAAUAAGUGAGGACAGGAUUGCUAUCUCGUUAUAUGAAAAUGGCGCUUUAAUUAAAUCAUACAAUUUUGAUGAUCUUUUAUCCAAAGCAAAAAAGUUGGACUGCAAAUUAAUAGAAGAUAAGAAUAUAUUUGGCAAGCUCUCGUUGGAUAAUAACAAAAUAUUUGACUUAGUUGGUCUUGAAGUCGAAUGCUCUUCUGGAAAAGAAGGAUCCUUUUUUGAUAAAUUGAUGAAGAAGGGUCACUCCGAAAACGAUGAAGGUUCUGAUAAUCAAGAAGAGUCAACACCAGAAAAUUCCACCAACUCCACCAAAAAUUCUAACUCAUCAAAGAAAGUGAGAUCUCCAAAAGUCAUUUAUGUUCCAGUUUCCAAACCAUCUUACCCUCAUAUAAAACCUAUUGGUAGAGUUGCCAAACAAUCAUUAUUGGAUAAAUUGGCAUAUUUGAAAGCUCAAGAUGAGCUUAAGAUUGCUACAGAUCACAUCAAGAACGAAUUAGAAGGUCAAUGUUACAAAUUGCGCGAGUUCAUUGAAACACAUCAUUCAGAAUUAUUACAGGAAUUAUCAGAGCAAGAUCUUGAAGAAACAACAACUUUUGUCGGUGAUUUGAUCGAGUGGUUGGACUUUGAAAGCGAUGAUUCGACAUUAGAUGAAUUAAAUUCAAAAGUUGAUGAAGUGAAUAGCAAGUUUUCUGAAGUGAGAAGAUACAAGGAAAUUGCAACCACUGAUUUGUCUAAAGAAGGGUUAAAGAAAUUAUACGACGAUAGCUCAAAUUUGAUUAUGAAAAUUCAGACAAGUAUGUUGGAAUUUGGCACUAAGAUCUCCGAAGUGAGGGAAAAAUACGAAGAUGCCGGGCUCGAUUUUGAUAAAGCAAAUGAAAGAAUCAAACAAAUACUUACUGGUAAGGGAGAAGACAAAAUGUUAUCUUUUGAUAAAACUUUGAAAAGCUACAAGCAAGUCAUUACAGAAAUUGCCAAAGUUUUAGAAUACGAUGACAAAGACUUCUCAAAAGUGGCCAAAUCUCAAUUAUACUCUUAUCAUGAGAAAUUAGCAAAGGGUGUUGCAGAUAUGUUUGCCGAUGUUAUAUCAAUUGAGAGUCUUCAUUUAGAUAGAAUGGAAUUAUUUAACCAACACUUUGAACAGUUAUUAGAGAGGAAAAAACAACAGGAACUUAGGAGGAAACUAAGAGAAGCACAAAAAGCUGCUAAAGAAGAGCAGAAAGAACAAGAAACCAAACCUGAAGAAGUUGAAAUUAUUGAGGAAGAAGAUGAAGUUGUUGAAGAAGUUCCAAAGCAAACAACAACCGAUGACUCUUUGGAGCAAAACACAAAUUCUGUAGAUGAAAACUCAUCAACCGAAAAUAAGAAGAAACCUGAUGUGGAGCAUGAUGAAUUGUAG
Molecule: messenger RNA, 2799 nt
Organism: Candida albicans SC5314
Lineage: Eukaryota; Fungi; Ascomycota; Pichiomycetes; Serinales; Debaryomycetaceae
Gene: LHS1
Product: Hsp70 family chaperone
Exons: 1
Coding region: 1-2799 (932 amino acids)
Biological process (GO): negative regulation of hypoxia-induced intrinsic apoptotic signaling pathway; endoplasmic reticulum unfolded protein response; cellular response to hypoxia
Cellular component (GO): endoplasmic reticulum chaperone complex
Molecular function (GO): ATP binding; ATP-dependent protein folding chaperone
Source: RefSeq, a predicted model, not a curated record